UUAACUAGGUGCCAGAUAUUGCAAUUUUAUCUUUUCGGGUGCUAGAUAUUUUUGUAUUCCUAUAAAUGUUGUUGAGCUUUCUUCUGGGACACAGUUAAGUUACUUGGAAACAGUCUGACUUUCUUUCAAGUUUUUCUUUUAAUAUUUGUUAGGUGGGAAUGGAGCAGUGUUUAGUUUGGGAUAUUCCCUAUUUCUGAGGCAAGCCCCUUCUGGGUAUUAUAACAAAUGCCCCAUGAAUUAUGAGAUUUUCUAGUUUGGCUGGUGGAAAUAGGCCCUGUGUGAGCUCUGGGUACUGUGAACCCCAGUCUUUUUGUUUUUUUUUUUUCUCUGGACUCAGGUAGUUUUCUCAUGUGCAUGUGUUUGACUGGUACUCAGCUGAAAAUGUGAGAUGGACCCUCCUCAGAUCUUUGGUGUUCUUUCUUUGUAUAGCUCUCGCCUCUCCAGUUCUCUGUCCUGUGAACUCCAGCUGCUUUGGUCUUCCUGGACUCUUAGCUCCUUCUCCUCAAUUCAGGGAAUCCUCUGGGCACUGCCCCGAUCCCCCCUCCCUGCAUGGUGGCCUGGAAACUCUCAGUGCAGCAAACUGGGGCAAUCGUAGGGUUCACCUUGUUUCCCAUCUCUCAGGAAUCACCGUCCUUCAUUGCCUGAUAUCCAGUGCCUUAAAAGCCAGUUUUUUAUUUCAGACAGAAAGGUAAUUUUAGUCCUUGUUUUGGAAGAGAUGUCAGGAUGACAGAAGACUGAUAGCUCAGCAGCCUGAAGUUUAGAGUUUCAGUGUCCUAUGAUGGGGAAGACUGUGGGAGGAGCAGGUUUGGUGGUGGUGGGAAUGGUGGGAAAGUCAUGAUAAAUUUGAGGAGCUCAUUGGACAUUGGAGUGAUAUCAGAGAGGCAGUUGGAUAUGUGAGUCUGGAGUCAGGGGAGAGAGUUAGGCAGGGGAUGUGCGUUUGUGUCUUAUUAGUAUGUAGAUGGUAUUUACAACCGUGAUACUGGGUGAGAUCCCCAAGGGAGUAUAGCUAGAGUAUUGUAUUAAUCAUGUUUCUUUUUCUUGUACUUUCUGAUCCUUUGACAUGGUGGGGCCUUGCUGACACUGGAAGAACUGCCCCUCUUAGGGUUAACUAAUUCCUGGAGAUAGCAAACAACUCUCCUGGGAGCAUGCCUUGCAUAUGCAAACCAACCAAUCUAGGGCCUACACCCACUAACCACCUCCUCUGUCAGCUCUUAGACUCUGGACCACUAUCUGUCUGCCCUUAUCACCCCAGGGCCAUGAACCAAACAACUAGGGACAGCCCCUAUGCCCCAAAGCCCACUAAAAUUAUUCAAAAUAGCCAAUCUUAAGCCUGCUUACCCUGCCUCACCCAUUCUUUCCCAUGGAAUCCACAAUAAAAGCUCUCACCCACAUUUUCCCCUUGCUCCCUGUGUCUCGUGGCCAACCCUGGUGCUUCUCCGUGUGGCCCUGCAUGGCAUGCCAAGCCUCCUGCGUCAGGGAACUGUGCACCUCCGUUCUGCCAGGCGUCUCUGUGAGCUCUGCUGUGCCAACCGGGGCACCUUCAUCAAGGUGGGCCAGCACCUGGGGGCCCUGGACUACCUGCUGCCCGAGGAGUACACCAGCACGCUGAAGGUGCUUCACAGCCAGGCCCCGCAGAGCAGCAUGCAGGAUGUCCGCCAGGUCAUCCGCGAGGACCUGGGCAAAGAGAUCCAUGAUUUGUUUGUGAGCUUCGACGACACCCCCCUGGGGGCUGCCUCCCUGGCCCAGGUCCACAAGGCAGUGCUGCGUGAUGGGCGGACGGUGGCCGUGAAGGUGCAGCACCCAAAGGUGCAGGCUCAGAGCUCGAAGGACAUUCUCCUGAUGGAGGUGCUCGUCCUGGCCGUGAAGCAGCUGUUUCCAGAGUUCGAGUUCAUGUGGUUGGUGGACGAAGCCAAGAAGAACCUGCCUUUGGAGCUGGAUUUCCUCAACGAAGGGAGGAACGCCGAGAAAGUGGCCCAGAUGCUCAAGCACUUUGACUUCUUAAAGGUCCCUCGAAUCUACUGGGAUCUGUCCACCAAGCGGGUCCUUCUGAUGGAGUUUGUGGAUGGCGGGCAAGUCAAUGACAGAGACUACAUGGAGAGGAACAAGAUCGAUGUCAAUGAGAUCUCGCGCAACCUGGGCAAGAUGUACAGCGAGAUGAUCUUUGUCAAUGGCUUCGUGCACUGCGACCCCCACCCGGGCAACGUGCUGGUGCGGAAGCGCCCGGGCACGGGAGAGGCAGAGAUUAUCCUGUUGGACCACGGGCUCUACCAGGUGCUCACGGAAGAGUUCCGCCUGGACUACUGCCACCUCUGGCAGUCGCUGAUCUGGACGGACAUGAAGAGGGUGAAGAAAUACAGCCAGCGCCUGGGAGCCGGCGAUCUCUACCCCUUGUUCGCCUGCAUGCUGACCGCCCGGUCGUGGGAUGCCGUCAACAGGGGCAUCGGCCAAGCUCCAGUGACUGCCACUGAGGACUCAGAGAUCCGCAACAAUGCGGCCAACUACCUGCCCCAGAUCAGCCAGCUCCUCAGUCACGUGCCACGCCAGAUGCUGCUCAUCUUCAAGACCAACGACCUGCUGCGUGGCAUUGAGGCCGCUCUGGGCACCCGUGCCAGCGCCAGCUCCUUCCUCAACAUGUCACGUUGCUGCAUCAGAGCGCUGGCCGCGCACAAGAAGAGGAAUACCUGUUCGUUCUUCAGAAGGACCCAGAUCUCUUUCAGCGAGACCCUCAGCUUAUGGCAGAUCAACCUUCAUGAACUCGUUCUGCGUGUGAAGGGGCUCAGGCUGGCCAGCUGGGUCUUGGCCCUGCUUUGCUGGCUGUUGCCUGCUCCACACUGAGUGGACUUACUGCCCUCUUCCCCUUUACAGUGUGACCCUAUGGUGGGCAAGAGGUCUUCCUCACUCCUCUCUUUCCUCAUGUCUCAGUUGCGCCGUUUCUGCCACAUGGUGGCCUGGAGCCCCACGGUCACUGUCCGUGGCCCCGUAUAUUCCACCUCUGGAAUUCCUCUCCCCCACUGUAGCCCUUGUCUCUGGGCCCACAUGCUGUACCAUGCAAUAGGUUUCUCUGCUUAUCCAGGGAGAAGGUACCGCUGUCUACUUUCCCACUCCUGGUAUGUGCCAUUGGGUUGGAUGCCUCCCACUUCCGUUAACCGUUCCUAUUGUCAGGAGGGACCAUGAUUCCCACUGAGAGCAUAUUUAACUUGUAGGAAGUUUGACUUUGUUGGAGGGGUGCAUGGUCUCUGAGCUCGCUAGAGAACAGGUUCCCUCUCCUUGCCCUUCACUCCCCGUAGGGAUCACCCCUUCGCAAGGUGCUUGGCACCUGAGGCAGGCUCUGUUGAGUCGUGGUGACCCCUUUGGUGUUUUGUGUGCUGAAUUUCAAUAAAAACCCUUCAGGUUGCAGGGCAGGGCUUGGUCAGUGGGAUUUUUAUUCUAGGUUGUGAGUGAAUCCUCUGUGGCCAUUAGGUAAGAGUUGACCUGGACGCCACAUGCCAUUGUGAUCUGCUUGGCUUCUUGCCCCUGUAUCCUUCAGCCUUCCACUGUGGGGCCACUUCCUGCUCCUUGUAGGUUCUGUCCCUUUCCGGGACUGAGCGCUUGGUCGGAAGAGUUGAGGAGACCGAGGCCAGGAACUCGGAGGCUCAGCUGAAACCAUGGACUUUCGUUCCCGUGGGUUCUCACCUCAUUCUCUGUGACCUGGGCACCCGUCUUGUUCUACUAAUUGCUUCCUGACUUGACCCUUUGGUUCGUCAUUCGAAGCACCCAGUCCUGAAGACUAGUCUAAACCCGUCACUGUGACUCAGUCACUCUGAAACCUGCUUGUCCCCUGCCUGGACUCUGUUCUCCCACCUUAUUGCCUGCUGUCAGCCUGCCCCUUGCCCAGCUCGAUCAUCUGCUCCUGUUCCUGGGAGCCCCAGACUCCUGCUCUAACUCCUGAUCUGUGGUCUCAGGUCCCCAAGACCUCAGAUUUGGCUGGUCCUCGCUCCCACUGAGCACCCAUGCUCACAGACAGUAAUUGUAUUUGAGUCUCUCUGACCUUACUUCACCCCACUCGUGGGACACAAAAACCUCGAAUUUGAGUCUCAUUUUCUGUUCUCUUUAUUCAUGAUACAACAAGCAGAUUUUCCACUGACCAGAGAUGAUUGCAAUCCCUUUAUUUCCUGAAAGAAUUAAUUGUUCUUAGUGACCAGUUGGAUGCACCCAGGGACCUGAGAGAAUAAUUUGCAAGAUCUGUUGUUAAUCACGGGGAUGCAUGCUGCAUAUUAUAUUUUAUGGUGUCUUUUAUAGGCACUGAAGUAAAUAUAAAUGUCCUUUUUGUUCAAGGUAAUUGUUACUUGCUUUUCGCUUUUGGUUUAAUGGUUGGCUUCCUGCUGGCCUGGGAUCUAAAACAUCAGCAUGUUGCCAGUGGGCCCAGCACCCAGAACAGAUAUCCAGGGAGAACAGAGAGGCUGGGAGAGUUUGGUACAGGGCAGUUUGAAAAUAGGAAGAGAGUAGGCUGAUGAUUAUUGAGUGCCUUCCACGUGGAAGAGAACACGCUACGCUCUGUGUAAGUAAGGUAUACCAUUGAAUUGUCCUAUUAACUCUAUGAGGGGGAGGGUCAUUAGCCUUAUCUUACAGAGAUGGGACCCAAGGCUCAGACGGGUUUAGCAAUUUGCCUGAAGUCACACAGCUGCUAAGUAGUGGUCCACGCUUUGUUUUUUAUUCCAUAGUGCUGUAGAUAUAGAUUAUACUUGCUCUUUGGGCUGUCAUAUGUGCCUUAAUUUGGGUCCCAAACAUCCUGAUUUCAGAGGAAAUUGGAUUUUCACUGGAGGUGGAGGAGUGGAUGGGUAAAGGAGACAAAAAGUCCUGGAAAAUUCAGACAGUCCAGCAUUUUCUCUGGGGCCCAAGACAGGAUGGACCUGGACCACUAUGAUCUGUAAUGCAAUUCUGACACUGACCACCCAGAGUUAGUGCAGACUCCACAGGCUUAAGGGCAUCAUUCCCCGUAAGACUGCCCUCACUUCAGACACAAGCUGCAGGUUUGGGGGUCCCAAGAACACUUGCAAUUCUGAGAAACUGACUACAAAUUCAGAGGUUCCCCUAACCCCUUCAGGUUCAAUAAUUUGUGAGAAUGACUCACAGAACCCAGGAAAUCACUAUAUUUGUGAUUACAGUUUUAUUAUAAAGGAUACAAAUCAGGACCAGCCAAAUGAAGAGACACAUAAGGUGAGGUCCAGGAGGGUCUUGGAUGCAGAGCUUCCAUGUCCUCUCCCACAGAAUCAGGACGCAGCACCCUCUCGGCGUAUCAGUGUGUUCACUGAGCUUCAGUGUUCAGAGUUUUUAUCAGGGUUUCAUGACAGAGACACUGUUGAGUGAACCAUUGACCACAUGCUUGAACUCAAUCUCCAGCCCCUCGCCUCUCCCCAGAGAGAUGGGGCUGCUAUCACCUCCAUCCUGAGUCACCUAGUGUAAACUCAGGUGUGGUCCAAGGGGCAUACCAUAGAUAUCAGAGAUGCUCCUAUCACUGAGAAAGUGCAAAGAGUUAGAGGUUCUUUCCCAGGAACCAGGCACCAAGACAAAUUAUUAUGUAACAGUCACUCUUGUGUCUUCUCAUCCUGUGCACUUGGCCUGAUCUGCAUCUUUAUCCACUGACCCCUGGCCUGUGCCUUCUGCUCAGCCUGGGUGGAGCUAUCUCUGGAGCCCAGAGCCAUAGCAGGAGGUUCUCUCCUGGUGUCUAUUCUGUGCUUCAGAGAUAGCUCGCGUGAGCUUCCAUGUGGGACCUUUGCCCUGCUCCCUUCUUUGUCCUGGGGAACUUGCCAUGAACUCGUUUGGGUGUGGUGCUUCCCAAUAAAAUCCUGCAACUUUUUCUCCUACAGUGACAAUGUGUCAGGAAGGCACCACCAGCUUACUUUGAAGAGUGUUUUCUCUUUUAACACAGGAUACUUAGUCAUUUCAGGUGUUGGCUUCUUUGAUUUGGGGAACGUGGCUAUUUUUCCUCCCUUCCUCUUCCUCUUCUCAGGCGGAGGAGAGAGGAAUUCUAACUCUACAUUCCAUUUGGUCGGGAGACUCUCAGAUAUAUGCCCAGCUCAUAGUAGGAGCAAAUGUCCUGGCUUGUAGUCAAUACUCAAUAAACAAGCAAAUAUUUAGAAUCUCAGAA
Molecule: messenger RNA, 6127 nt
Organism: Equus caballus (horse)
Lineage: Eukaryota; Metazoa; Chordata; Mammalia; Perissodactyla; Equidae
Source: RefSeq, a predicted model, not a curated record